ACAUAGAAAGUAAAUUGUGCGGAGAGGCCGCACAUUACCAUAAUCCCCCCUCUCUCGCACUCCCACUCCGGGAACACGAUUUGGUCCACUCUCCCUCUCUCUUUUUCUUCUCUUCCUCCCUCCAUUACUUCCCCUCCACCACUCUCUCUCCUCCAUUUCCAGCUCUCUUUUUGAAUUCCCCAAACUUUCUACCUUUUUCCUCCUCAAAAACCCCUUUUUCCAAUCACAAUCACAAUCCCACAAAUUCAAAUAUUAAAGCAAUUCAUCGUUUGUAUCCAAAUCAUUUCAAAAAUGUCGAACAAUACUGGAACUUGGAAUCACUCCAGAAAUGGAACUACCAAAUCCUCCUUGAAUAAAACUCUUAAUUCUUCCAUCAAUUCAAACCCUAGGUCUUCUCUUUCUUCUUCCUCUUCCUUUAAAUCUAAUAAGUCUUCGUCUUCUUCACUUCGCCGGAGCUCCCCUGCUUCUCUCUCCUCCGCCAAAAACGACGCCGCUGUUCUAGGAAGAGUACGAGUUGCUGUGAGAUUACGACCUAAGAACACAGAGGAGUUGGUUGCAGAUGCUGAUUUUGCAGACUGCGUAGAAGUACAACCAGAGCUCAAAAGAUUAAAGCUUCGCAAGAACAACUGGGACUCAGAUACUUAUGAGUUUGAUGAGGUUCUGACCGAAUUUGCAUCUCAAAAACGUGUUUACGAGGUUGUGGCAAAACCUGUUGUUGAGAGUGUUUUGGAUGGUUAUAAUGGAACAAUUAUGGCUUAUGGACAAACUGGAACUGGCAAAACUUACACACUAGGACAACUUGGAGAGGAAGACACAGCUGGUCGUGGGAUUAUGGUGCGGGCAAUGGAGGAUAUUUUGGCCGGUAUUCGUCUGGAUACUGAUACUGUAUUGAUUUCCUAUUUCCAGCUUUACAUGGAGACAAUACAGGAUUUACUUAAUCCUAGUAAUGACAACAUCUCCAUCAUGGAAGACCCAAAGUCUGGAGAUGUUUCGCUGCCUGGUGCUAGUUGUGUUGAAAUAAAGGAUCAAAAGAGCUUCCUAGAGCUGCUGAGAUUAGGGGAAGCACACCGAUUUGCUGCUAAUACCAAGAUGAAUACGGAAUCUUCUCGUAGUCAUGCUAUCUUGAUGGUACAUGUGCGGAGAUCUGUCAAGGAAAAGGAUUCAUCCUUACCAAGUGAGAAUGGAAAUAGCUCUCAUGUUAAAAUCCUCAAACCUCCGGUUGUGAGGAAGGGAAAACUUGUAGUAGUUGACCUUGCAGGCUCUGAGCGUAUUGACAAGUCAGGAAGUGAUGGCCAUGCCCUUGAGGAAGCUAAAUCUAUUAAUCUCUCAUUAAGUGCGUUAGGCAAGUGCAUUAAUGCUCUUGCAGAAAAUAGUGCACAUGUUCCAGUUCGUGAUUCAAAGCUUACUCGGUUACUUCGAGAUUCAUUUGGAGGCACUGCAAGAACAUCAUUGGUUGUUACAAUUGGGCCAUCCACGCGCCACCGAGGUGAAACAGCAAGCACCAUAAUGUUUGGUCAAAGGGCUAUGAAGGUGGAAAACAUGUUGAAAAUAAAGGAGGAAUUUGAUUACAAAAGUUUGUCAAGAAAACUUGACAUACAACUAGACAAACUAAUGGCAGAAAGUGAAAGGCUACAAAAGGCAUUCCAGGACAGGAUUGAUGAGAUAGACACAGAGGCACAAAAUCGUGUAUCUGAUGCUGAAAGAAAGUAUGCUGAUGCUUUGGAGAAAGAGAGACAGAAAUACCAGAAAGACUAUAUGGAGGCAGUAAAAAAGCUUGAGGAGCAAUGGGCAAUCAAUCAGCGAAAGCAAAGUAAUGAAGCCAGUACAUCAGGUGCCAAGCACGAUUUGUCUGACAAAUCAUCUACGAGAGAGGUGCCUGCUGCUGAAGAACUUGCUGAGGUGAAAAGGUUACUUCAGAAUGAAAAGCUUCUGAAGAAGGCUGCUGAACAGGAGGCAGCCAAUCUUAAAACUCAGCUCGUGCAAUCAAAGAAACAAGAGGCAGCUGCAAAUUCUGAAAUGUUGAAGCUUCAUCAGAUGUUGAAGGAUGAGGCCUAUCAAAGGGAGAAACUUGAGCGUGAGAUAGCUAUGCUGCAAGGGCAAUUGUUGCAGUUAAGCUUUGAAGCUGAUGAGAGUAGAGAAAGACUUGACAAUAGGACAUCUGAAGUUCAUGUUGAUGUUGAUACUCAAGUGUCACAAGUUCGGCCACAAAUAGAUGAUGCAGGAAAUGAAGAUAAGAGUUCAAUAGCCAAGCUCUUUGAGCAAGUUGGUUUGCAGAAGAUAUUGUCGUUGCUUGAAGCAGACGAUGCUGACAUUAGAAUUCAUGCUGUGAAAGUUGUUGCAAAUUUGGCUGCAGAAGAAACAAAUCAGGAGAAGAUUGUAGAGGCAGGUGGGCUUACUUCCUUGCUGAAUCUUCUAAGAAGCUCGGAGGAUGAGACCAUACAUCGAGUUGCUGCUGGUGCUAUUGCAAAUUUAGCAAUGAAUGAAACCAACCAAGAGCUGAUAAUGGCCCAAGGAGGUGUCGGUUUACUAUCAGUAACUGCUACUAAUGCAGAGGAUCCCCAAACCCUUCGCAUGAUUGCUGGAGCAGUUGCUAAUCUUUGUGGCAAUGACAAACUACAGGCAAAGCUCAGAGGUGAAGGUGGUAUCAAGGCUUUACUGGGGAUGGUCAGAUUUGGACACCCAGAUGUCCUUGCACAAGUUGCUCGUGGGAUUGCAAACUUUGCAAAAUGUGAAUCCAGGGCAUCAUCUCAAGGAUAUAGAACCGGAAGAUCUUUGCUGAUUCAGGACGGUGCACUCCCUUGGAUUGUACAGAAUGCCAACAAUGAAGCGUCUUCAAUCCGGCGGCACAUUGAACUGGCACUCUGCCACCUUGCUCAACAUGAGGCAAACGCAACAGACAUGAUUAGUGGGGGUGCCCUGUGGGAACUUGUUCGUAUAUCACGUGAUUGUUCUCGCGAUGACAUUAGGAGUCUUGCACGCCGCACACUUGCUUCUAGUCCCACUUUCCUAUCUGAGCUCAAGAGGCUGAAUGUAGAUCACUGAUUUCUGCCUCGUAUAUACUCAAGUAUGGACAACAGAAGCUUAUGAUUUGUAUAGUUGGUUUAGGUAGAAUGAUUUCCUUUAUUUAUAACCUCUUAUUAUUCUCCCUCCUUUUUUUUGUUUUGGCUUGUUGAUUUUUCCAUAUUACUCAAGAAAUAUGGAAAUUUUUUGUUAGAUAGGGUUAUUUAUCAUCAAUAUCAUAGGGUGAUCUUGGUCAAUUAAAAUUUUUGUAAAGAACGAGCGUUGCAAUGGGUUCGUAGUGCUUGUUUUAGCUGAAAUCAGUUUCUCAGAGCUGGUCCUUUUCUUUUGCUGUGGUCUUUCAGGCUUCAGGCAUGUAUGUAAGUUUGUAACUGAUUAUUGUAUAAAAAGAUGAGGUAUUGUUAUAAAUAAUCUAGUAAUGUCAAGUUGGAAAAUUAUACAUUAUAAUUUUCUGACAUCUUUGUUGAAAAGACAGCUUUCUCCUUCA
Molecule: messenger RNA, 3505 nt
Organism: Spinacia oleracea (spinach)
Lineage: Eukaryota; Viridiplantae; Streptophyta; Magnoliopsida; Caryophyllales; Amaranthaceae
Product: kinesin-like protein KIN-UA
Exons: 19
Coding region: 292-3042 (916 amino acids)
Biological process (GO): spindle elongation; microtubule-based movement; mitotic spindle assembly
Cellular component (GO): spindle microtubule; mitotic spindle
Molecular function (GO): microtubule binding; plus-end-directed microtubule motor activity; ATP binding
Source: RefSeq, a predicted model, not a curated record